AUGGCAUCAGCUUCUGUAGCAAUUGCGCCUCAGCCGCACUACCACCACUCAGACAUGAUGCAGCAGGAUUCACAGUCAGGAGACAAGUCGCGGUCUCCGGAAAGGUUAGUUUUGCGGUAUGCAAAAUCUCGCUUUUCUAGCUCUCCUCGUGUUGACUCUUCAUUCUCAACCGGAAUCAGCGGCCGUAGCCCACCAAAGAUGGUUGUUAUUAAGAAGGAACCUUCCCCUGAGCCACCUCGUCACCGUCCUACCAAGUUGAACCUAUCCAAGACUGGUUCGAAUAUCGCUCCUUCUUCGACACCCAGAACCGCCAUGACUAUGCGAGAGGUUGGAAUGGCCUGCCUUUCACCGGGAUUAAAUGUCACAGAUGAUAUCAUGAGAGAACAGUUAGAACGAAGCAUGGAUGUUAGGGAACGACAGAGACAGAUCAUCGAAACCAGACUACAGAGAAACGCCCACGGUAGCAAAGACGACCAUGGUGAACCAUCCGCAGGAUUCAGCACCCCAAGAGGAGGGAAGAGAAAGGCACCACCAAAUGGAUUAAGUAUCGUGGCACCACACCACAGCCACUUUGCGAACGAAAGAGUCAUUCAUUCGGCCCCUCUAAACCAGUCGUUCACUGUCAGGAGAGGCCUUGCGGAAGCGAGAGCUGAUAGAAUGACAAAUCGACUACCACCAAUCGCAGAUGUAGUGUUCGGUCCUGAUAUGGGUGGACGAGACCGAGAAGGGGACCGGGAUCAAGACAGAGCACAACUAUCCUCUCAACUUAGACAACCAGAACAACGCUCAUUCUUCCCACCACCACCAAUGAGUGGUCGUCAAGAUUAUUCUUCGCGCAUGGAUGUUGAUAGACCGGAAAAAUCCAAGGAAUUUAGAACAGCGGAGGAAGCAGUAGCGAGCAUGACAGGCGGACGUGAGGAUCUCCUUCCACGAAUCGUGCAUUAUGGUGGCCAUCAGCCUCCAACUCCUCCAAGCCCGACUCAAGGUGCAAUGGGACAUUCUUCUAAACAGCGAGUUUCGAGUUUAGGCCAUGCAUCCAUGUCGAAAACGAAAACCACAACUCUCACAAUUCCAGGCUCGGCUCACGAAGUUGUCGGAACGAAGCGGAGACGAACUCGCGGCGACUUUGAAAGAGAUGAUUCGACAGGAUCAGAAAACGAUGCGGAAGCACAAGAGGCUAAGAGGAGGAAGAAGGAACGCUUCCUUGCCCUGUGCUCCGAAGCUUGGGAUUUGAUGCACUCAUAA
Orbilia oligospora ATCC 24927 is the source of this 1245-nucleotide messenger RNA. RefSeq lists its product as uncharacterized. The coding region runs from base 1 to 1245 and encodes 414 amino acids. The transcript has a single exon. NCBI's taxonomy places the organism in Eukaryota, Fungi, Ascomycota, Orbiliomycetes, Orbiliales, Orbiliaceae. The record is from RefSeq and is a predicted model, not a curated record.